Molecule: messenger RNA, 1796 nt
Organism: Aspergillus sclerotioniger CBS 115572
Lineage: Eukaryota; Fungi; Ascomycota; Eurotiomycetes; Eurotiales; Aspergillaceae
Product: Rieske [2Fe-2S] domain protein
Exons: 1
Coding region: 111-1529 (472 amino acids)
Molecular function (GO): 2 iron, 2 sulfur cluster binding
Source: RefSeq, a predicted model, not a curated record
CCCAAAUCCAAAUCCAAGACCAAUACCCCUCACAAAAGCGCCAAACAACCAACCUAUCUCUCCCUCAUUUCAUACAUCACUCCUCCCAACACCCCCCCCGUUCAACCAAAAUGGCGCGCAUCCGCCUCGCCCCCCUCCCCUCCCUCACGCAAACCCGCUACGUGAUCCACCUCUCGAACGGAAAACGUCUCGUGCUAUUCCGUCUUCCCACCAUCGAGCCCCCGAAACCCAAUUCCAAUUCCAACACCAGCAGCAACAACAAACCCCGCAACGAAAGCAACGGAUGGUCGUACUACGCCAUGGAAGCAGAAUGUCCGCACGCGGGCGGACCGAUGCAAGAUUCCUCCAUCGAUAUUGAAGAUUCGGCAUAUAUUGUGUCUUGUCCGUGGCAUGCAUAUGAUUUUAAUGUGGAGACGGGGGAGUCGAGUGUCGGGAUCAAGGCGUGUACGUUUGCGGUGGAUGUUAGUGGGGAUGAGGAGGGGGUGGUGUGUGUGGAGUAUGUGGGUGGACAUGGGGGUAGGGAUGAGGGGGUGGAGGUGGUGAGGUUGGAGGCUGUUAGUGAGGAGUUGAAGUUGAAGAAUAAUAAGGGAUCUGGGUUGGGGUAUAAUAGGGGUGGGGAUGGGGUGAAGGAUGAGGAGGAGGAUACGCCGGUGCGGUAUUUGGACGACAACGCGACGGUGUGUGAAUGGUGUGCGCAUAUUCUCAACACGUCCAACCCAGAACACAAGAUCGAGUUGACAGCGCAUUUAUUCAAGAUAUUUACGGAGCGGGAAGGGACUGAAUCGCCCAUGGUUAUUGGGGAUAGAACUGGAGUCGCGUUGCCGGAUUUACCGCCACGGGAUGGCGUCAAGGAUGUGAAUCGCACGGCGGUGCCGAAGCCCGGGAGGGGAGGGACGCAGAAGAGUCGGAUUAAUAUGCUGCAUGCGCUGGCGAAUAUCGAGCAAUGGGCGAUUGAUCUGGCGGUUGAUAUCUGUGUGCGGUUUGCGGGGUUUCAGACGAAUUCGGCGGUGGAUGCGCGAGGUCUUCCGCGGGCGUUUUUCCAUGACUGGUUGAAGGUGGCGAAUGAUGAGGCGAAGCAUUUCUCGCUUCUGCGGACGAGAUUGGAGGAGUUGGGGUCGUAUUUCGGGGCUCUCCCGGUUCAUCAUGGGUUGUGGGACUCGGCCAAGGUGACGGCGCAUGAUCUGCGCGCGAGGAUUAGUAUCAUUGCGUUGGUGCAUGAGGCGCGCGGGUUGGAUGUCAAUCCGGUGACGAUUGAUAAGUUCCGGAAGGCUGGGGAUGGGGAGAGUGUGGAUACGUUGGAGAUUAUUCAUAAUGAUGAGAUUACCCAUGUCACGACGGGACAUCGGUGGUUGACGUGGAUUUGUGGGCAGGAGGAGACGGAUCCGGUCCAGGUGUUUCGGGGCAAUGUUCAGAAGUAUUUUAGGGGUCCGUUGAGAGAGCCCUUCAAUACCGAGGCGAGAUUGCAAGCUGGCUUGGAUAAGAGGUAUUAUGAGAAUCUGGCCGGAUAUGAUGGUGUUCAGCCUGUCUGAGUGGAGUGAUGUGCUGCUGCUUCGGUUUGAGCGGCAGUUCAAUCGUUUUAUGAUCUGGGUGGUCGGUACUAUACCGGAUGGCUGCUGGUGGACAGGUCUCACUGACGCCUUGCUAGGGUGCAUGACUGCAGGAGCAUAAGCAUCGGGAUAUUUAUCCGCCUGUCGGUCGGGGUCCACCGCUGCAGUCUCGGGCAUCGGGUUCGGGAUGGAUGCAGGUACGCCUCCUGAGUACUCCCUCAGUCCGUAUAAUAGUAGGCAGCUGCGUUG